[Torrubiella] hemipterigena is the source of this 461-nucleotide messenger RNA. NCBI's taxonomy places the organism in Eukaryota, Fungi, Ascomycota, Sordariomycetes, Hypocreales, Clavicipitaceae. The record is from the annotation of a GenBank genome assembly.
AAGCACUCAGUAUAUAUUUAUUAGCGUACUGCGUCAUUUAAUAUUAUUUUCUUUUGCAGUUACUUUUGGAUUUUCAUACGUAUAGAUAAACAAAAAUGCAAUACCCAGAACACAGUAACCAGGAGUACGGGAAUAACAGUUACAUCACCGAUGCUGGUGGCAGACCAUCAAUCCUGAAAUAUCCUACUAAACCGGAAUAUAUUGUCGGAGACGAUGUUUAUUUAAUUAACGAUAGCGGGUUCCGUGAAGGGCCCUAUACGAUCUCUUCAGUCAUAUCGGCUUCAAAGUAUACUCUUAGUCAAGUUAAUGGCACACCCAUCCGGAAUGGUGAUGCGAUAGACGCCGAGUCCAUUGAAAAGAAAUGAAGCUAGCGUCUUUCUUUAAUAUAAUGUAAUCAUAAACUUAGUAGUUACUUUCUUUUCACGACCUAAUCGACGAUUGUUUAUCAUGUUUUAGUGAGG